Messenger RNA from Diabrotica balteata, 931 nucleotides. Lineage: Eukaryota; Metazoa; Arthropoda; Insecta; Coleoptera; Chrysomelidae. The record is from the annotation of a GenBank genome assembly.
AUAAACAUUAAUCAGUAAACUAUUUUGUGUACAUAUAAUAAUAAUAAUAAUUCUAUCAUGAAGUUUUAUAAAGCUAAAGUGGCCGAUGUAUUACGGUUGCACCAAAGGGAUGAAUUAUUUAUAAUGGAUGCAGAACAAAAAAUGCACCUGUUUUUAAAAUUGAUGGGAUCAGGCAAUUAUCACAGGUUGAAUUCUUCCAUUUCUACUAUAGCAAGAGUUUGGUAUUAUUUUAUGACAUCUAUGGAAAAAUUACAAACUUUGGGUGAAGAGUAUACUGGAACAAUAAGAUUUAAUACUAGUAAUCAGAUUCCUUCGAAAUCUUUGUCACUUUUAUGGUUGAUACUACAUGUUGGGGGAGAACCUAUGUUGGAUAGGAUAUUAAAUUAUUCCAGGAAAAAGAUUUCAGCAAAUCAAAAUUUACGAAGUGAUGCAAAAUCUUUACUACUGAAAUGUAUUGCAAUUAUAAAAGAAGAAAAAUCAACACUCAAAAGGAUACACAAUGCAUUAUUCUACAUGGAUGGAAGAUAUUAUAAUAUUUCUAAUAGAGUCACAGGAAUUCAGUAUGUACUACUGAGACAAUGGCUGGAAGAUGAUACUUUUACAGGAAGUUUUUCGAUCUUGGGUAAUUUAUCUUUAUUCUAUGUCUUAUUAAAUUUUGUUAUGAAGAUGUUUACUCCAAGUAGCAGUUACAACACCCUGGAAUCCGAAAUGUCUGCAGUAACUUCGAAGAAAGGAUGCAUUUUGUGUACAGAAAAUAUUAAAUCAGCCUGUUCAACCCCCUGUGGACAUAUAUUUUGUUGGAAUUGUAUAUAUGAGAGUUUACAGUACCAGAAAAAUUGUCCCAUUUGUAGGGAAGAAGUUAGUCCUAGUAGAAUUAUAUUUUUGCAGAAUUUUAUAUGAAUGAUCAUUAAAUAUAUAAUUUCGUUAGUAA